UCUGAGCAAGAUAUCUUAGACAAGUGUCACAAGAGUAAAGAAAUUGUAAUGGCUGAGAUUGAACCCCCAUUGACGCUGAUUUCUGAACAUUUAACCAAGCAUCACCAAGAAUCUUGGGGAUGGUUUGACAAUUAUGCCACAUGUCUCCAGAAGGUUAAAGAAUACCAGAAAACAAAUGUAGGAUGAAAUCAAGCUUUGGUAGCUCAAAAGUCUUUUAACAAUCUCAGAGAGAUGUAUAGGAUCCAGAAAGAGACUGAAGGUUUAAAUAAAAACCUCAUGAUUUUCCAAGACCACUAUGCAAGGCUUUCGGCUAAUUCUCAGUUUUCUGUUGAAAAGUAUACUUUUGAGUUUGAACUUGCCAAGCACAGUGGACGAAUGCUUGCUGACGCCACUUCGAAUAAUCUAAAUUUGCAAUUAUGGAUUCAAGAUUGUGUUGGUUCGAUUCAACUAACUCCAAUAAAGAAGAAAGCUGAUAAAGAUACCAGCUGAUCAAAUGAAGAAUCUAAAGAAGAAACUAUAGAGCAGAGUGACAUUUGCUUGGAAAACAAAGAUCCACCAACUGAACUUGACAAUUCAGAAUCAACUAUAAAUCAACCCGAAUUAUCCACAAAAACUAUGAAUAAAGAAUCAGAAAUUACUCUAAACUUGUCUGAAAAAUACCUUUUGUUUCAAGAAGAGAAGCUAGACUUAUUCGGAAACCAUAAAAAACUGCUAACCGUUCAUAAAUUCCUGUCAGUCAUAAAGCCUUCGACUCCUUUGUCGCUGCCUCUGGACUCCUGUCUGGACUCCAGCACGAACACUUUCAAAAUCAAAUUCCUUGUCUAUGACUACUCCCCCGCACUGCAGGAACACCUCAAGGACUCAUUGACUUCGGUCGCUGGGAUGCUCAAGGAGGCUCUUGAGAGGACACAGCAGGUGGUUGACAAGUUGGAUGAUCAGUAAAGUAAUUUUGGACUCAAUAUAUUGGAAA
This is a messenger RNA of Moneuplotes crassus, 970 nucleotides long. The record is from the annotation of a GenBank genome assembly. NCBI's taxonomy places the organism in Eukaryota, Ciliophora, Spirotrichea, Euplotida, Euplotidae.